AUGAGCACUUCACAUCCAACGCCUUCCAGACUCCCCAGCCAUGACGCCGCUGGCUCAUCCGAGACCGCUCCGGCAAAAACGAACGCGUCGACGCGCAUCCGCAGGCGCAAUCGCAUGAUCACCUCGUGUCUUGAAUGCCGUCGACGCAAGCUGAAAUGCGACCGCACGCAUCCAUGCUCCAAUUGCUCCAAGGCCACCCGCGACUGCGUCUUCCUGGCGCCCUCGCUCGACUCGGCCGCGCGCUUGAAGCUGACCGAGCUCAAGGAGCGCAUGGGCUCGCUGGAGCGCUCUCUCGAGGAGGAGGUCGCAGGCCGCCGUAGCCAGAAAGCUUCAGGCGCAAAAGAAGAACCAUCGUCCGAUGCGUCCUUUGCCACGGCUGAGCCGCUGUCCAGUCAGUCCAUUCCGGACGAUGAAAAGAACCUGGAGCCGACACUCAUGGCCACACAAGAUGCCGUCUACGAGGACGAAGCCGACGAUGACGUGGUCGACCUGGGUUUCCAGCUUGGCAAGAUGAGGCUGACCGACCGCUUAGGAGGGUUUUUCCGUCCACGACUUGCCGACGAGGUAUUCUCUCUCUUUACAUGGUCUCCUACGGAGUGCUGGCUGACUUGUUUCCAGUUAGCAACCUCUCUCGACGGUGACAAUGCCGACAAGAAUCCCAGCAAUGCUCCGGACAGCUCGUCGGGAACGUCAGCCUCGUUCUUAAAUCCGGGCCCAACCUUCAUUGCGCCCCGUUCGGACAUGCUAUUCGGGUUGUCCAACCAUGACCAUGCCUUGCUGGAUUUUCUCCCUACCAAAGCAGCGGCCGACAAGCUAAUGCAGCAUUACUGGGAGGCCGUCCAUCCAGUGGCCCGGAUCGUUCACCGGCCAAGUUUUGAAAAGCGGUACGAACAAUUCUGGGAGGAUGUCACGCACGGAAUCGAACCGAAGCCGUCCAUCCAGGCAGUCGUGUUUGCGGCCCUCUUUACCGCGGUGGUCAGUAUGCCGCAACAGACGGUGCUCGAUGAUUUUGGCGUGUCCCAGCAGGAGCUCGUCGAAAAUUUCAGAUUAGGGACCGAGACCGCCUUGGGGAAGGCGCACAUCUUGCGCACGACCAAGAUAGAGACGUUGCAGGCAUUUGUCAUGUAUCUGGAGAUUCCGAUGUGCCGCGAUGCCAUAUCACGAGCCCAUUCCGCCAUGGUCGGGGCCGCAAUCCGGCUGGCCGAAUGUAUGGGCCUUCACCGCGAUCCGACCGAGUAUAACCACCCGCCCGUCGAGACGCAUGUCCGGCGUCUGAUCUGGUAUCAACUCUGUUUUUUAGACAUCCGGACCGCCGAAGUCCAGGGCCCGCGGCCCUUCAUCCGCCGCGAAGACUACACAACCCAAUUUCCGCUCAACCUGGACGAUGCAGCCUUGGCCACGGGGAAGUCGGACGACGCGCAAGAGUGGACGGACAUGACUUUCGCUCGCAUUCGCUUUGAGUGUCAGGAGAUGAUUCGCGCCGUUUACAUUGACCAAAUCCGGUUGGAGAAAAAAACUAUCAGCGUUACACAGGCCCUGGGGAAAAUCGAAUCCUUCCGCAAGAGCAUGGAUGCCAAGUAUGGUCCUUUGUUGAACGGGCCUCAACAGACCCCGAUCCAGCGCGCCGCGGCGGUGAUGAUGUCGCUGAUUAUCAAUCGACUGUAUAUCUUGCUCUUGCAUCGGUAUCACACCAACGUCAUGGUGAAGAUCCCCGACCGGCUCCGCCAGGUGAUCCUGAGCACGGGCACCCAGCACCUGGAAGAUGCGAUUGAAUUGGAAACCUCCCCGGAUCUGCAGCGGUGGAAUUGGUACAGCCGGGCGUACCACAACUAUCACACUGCCCUGCUUCUCUUGAUGGAUGUGUAUUAUCAUCCGAUGCGGCGCGAGGCGGAUCGGAUCUGGCGUUGUCUGGACUACGUAUAUGAAACGCCGCCGGCCCCUCUGCAGCCGGGCAUGACUCGACGAGAGAUGGUCGAACACCGGGAGCGGAAAGCCCGCAUGAUCUUGACGCAGCUUCGCGACCGGAUGAGUGUGUACCGGGCGAUGCGAAAGAUGAAGUAUCCGCCAGCCAUGGCAGAUUCACAUAUUUCUCUUGUCACAGCAGCCAGCCGGGACCAGUUAGGUCCGCAAGCCGAAUCCAAUUCGGAAGAGUCGACCCAGGAUGAUGCCGAUCGCGCAUUAUCCACAGAUGCUGCCUCUCAUGCAGAUGUGAAGACUGACACGGUGCCCACGCCGUCCGCCGUGUUUUCGACUUUCUUGCCCGGUCCUGACGUCCAAGCGCGUGUUCGUCAGAACAGGCGGACCAACCAACUACCUGAUGCGAUAGCAUAUCAACCUUUCAACGCACCUGUGGAUUAUCAUUCUGCACAACCACCACAGCCGUCGCCAUCGCAGCCUUUGCCCUCACAGGCCAGCUUGAACAGGGACGUUCGAGGUCCCGGCAUGGAAUCGGAAGGCCCUGGCAGCAGCGAUUUAGGCGGCCACGGACUUUGGUUUCUGCCGGGGGCUGAAGCGCCAGCCGGAACGGUGACUCGAGCGGUCACAUCGGAGGAUCUCCCGAUGCUGGACAUCAACUGGGCCGAAUGGGACCAGUUGUUCCCACCUCACAUUAACGACGGUAACAUCAACCUGCCUCCGCAAUCUCUCUCCGGAAGGAUGAAUCUGGAAGCGACAGCAUACCCGCCAUUCGAUCCGAAUCGACACGAUCUGCCUCGGAAUUCAUUCCAGUAG
Molecule: messenger RNA, 2730 nt
Organism: Rasamsonia emersonii CBS 393.64
Lineage: Eukaryota; Fungi; Ascomycota; Eurotiomycetes; Eurotiales; Trichocomaceae
Exons: 3
Coding region: 1-2730 (909 amino acids)
Biological process (GO): DNA-templated transcription; regulation of DNA-templated transcription
Molecular function (GO): DNA binding; zinc ion binding; DNA-binding transcription factor activity, RNA polymerase II-specific
Source: RefSeq, a predicted model, not a curated record